Molecule: messenger RNA, 288 nt
Organism: Camelina sativa (false flax)
Lineage: Eukaryota; Viridiplantae; Streptophyta; Magnoliopsida; Brassicales; Brassicaceae
Source: RefSeq, a predicted model, not a curated record
AUGGAUCUUUUUGUCAUUGUAGUAAUUAUAGUAUCUGGAUGUGUUAUAUUUCCGUCGAUUGCCAUGUGCUGUGUCUUCUCCCAUCGGCAGCCUUUGUCUCAGCCGCGAGAUUUGGAGAAAGGUAACGCGGGAACAAAAGAUGGAGGAGUUGUUGUUUUGAAAGGGAAUGAUGCCUCAACAGCUGUUGUGGCUGCGGCGGUGAUGAUGGUGGAGGAGGUGGGGGUGGUUGUGGAGGUUGCGGCGGUUGUGGAGGUUAAGGGUUUUGUAGUUAUGUCUUGUGGGAUUUGA